This is a messenger RNA of Zychaea mexicana, 786 nucleotides long. RefSeq lists its product as uncharacterized. The transcript is spliced from 7 exons. Lineage: Eukaryota; Fungi; Mucoromycota; Mucoromycetes; Mucorales; Lichtheimiaceae. The coding region runs from base 263 to 754 and encodes 163 amino acids. Gene Ontology annotation, molecular function: zinc ion binding; nucleic acid binding. The record is from RefSeq and is a predicted model, not a curated record.
CGGGGUUCGUUGCAUUCUCUUUGUUAGAUGGCGUAUGGUGUUAUAAUGUUGAUGUUUUUGGGUGAUUUGAUAUGUGGCGGGGUGGACACAGCGCUUCGCUUUUCUCUUUUGCUUUCGGUGUCUUGCGCGUUUGUUUUAAGAAUGAAGAAGAGAAAGCCUCUUAUCGAUGUUGCUGCCGCUUUGCUUCGCCUAAAGACACAUACGGGUUUUGAUUUGAGUGACACGAUCCGAUAACACAAAAAAUACUCUAUACGUUGUUUGCAUGCAGACGCCGAAGACGCUGUUAGGAACCUCCAUGGCACGCGUUUGGAAGGUGACCGCAUUAUCGUCGAAUUUGCCAAAAAUAAGCCACGUAGCUCACGAGGAUUUGAUCGCGAUCGCCCCCGUCGCGGUGACCGAUUUGCCGAACGUUGUUACAACUGCGGUGAAGUUGGGCACAUGUAAGUUGUUCUCGCUGCUCAUUCUUAUAGCUAUAUAUUUAAUCUCGAGAGAAUGCUCUUUGCCUAAAGGAAGUGGUGAACGCGCCAUGAGAUUUGAAGAAAACCGCUGCUUUGAAUGUGGUCAGCCAGGUCAUAUGGCCCGUGAUUGCCCUGACCGUGGCGGCAAUGCUGCCAGCAGCGGAGGAAGAAGAGGACGUUCUCGUUCCCCUCGUUCGCGCAGUCCUGCCCGACACUCGAGAAGAUACUCUGGUGAACGCGAAGACCGUAGCCGCUAUGGCCCGGAUGAAGAUCGAUAUGAUGACAAUUUUAGAUAAUUUAGUUGCUCAACGAUCAGUAUCUUUUCUCU